AUGGAUCCCGGUCGAGUAAAAGCGUACUUACAGGUCGCAUGCACUGGAUUGGGGUUUGACAUUGGAGAGAUUUGGUGGGCGACCGAUGACAAUGGAUCGUCUUCUCGUCUCCUGAAUGUGGAACCACCCACUGCACCAGGCAAUGAUGGCAAUGGCGAUGAAAGCGGGAAGUACAAGUUCGUGCAGUUAUACACAUCCAAAUCGUAUGAGAACCGAAGACAGAUGCUGGUUAGACCAGCGGAGGAAGAGAAUGAGAGUGAAACGGCUUUGGUCGCUAUGAAUGGCCAAUCACGACCGUCGCAAAAGGAAUCGGUGAAGCAUGUAUUGUCUCCCUUGUUGGUUGAUGCCAUCUCCAAGACAGCGCAGGUUGUUUGGGCACACACAAAGAAACAGGAGGGUCUGAUUGGGCGGUCCGAUGUUCGAUUGCAAACAGCGGUGGGAAUGCCAGUUGCGGUCGACGGGAAUGGAAAUAUGUGCGUGGUGGUAAUGUUCUCUCCGAACAUUAUUCAAAGUUCCGAUGACGCUUUGGAGUAUUUGCAAUCCAUCAGUAAGGGUGCCACAUCCACCUCCAUUCCAGCCAUGCUUCCCGCGUUUGAUCCAAAGCAAGGUUUAAUUUCUCUCCCGCAUCACCACAAUAAUAACCAAAUCAUUCCACUUCUUUCCGAUCCUGCCAUGGCCAAUGGAGUCACCACACGAUUUGUCUCGUUGGAUGAAAAGACAUCCGAAGUCUUGUCACUACCAGAAGUUCACAGUACGCGUGAUUUGUCAACGGCACCAAAGGAUUGCUUUGGAAUUCCCAUGCUUCCAAACGCUUCGGAAAUCGAAGGGAAUCCAUCCAACAAUGCCACGGAGAGUUCAGUUUCGGAUGUCUUUGAUGAAGCUUCCUACGGAGUCUGGUCUACCAUUAUGGAUACCCCUGAUAACCAAGUUCGAAAUGGGACACAGCCGUUUGGAAAUGGGAAUGCGGAAGACGAGGACACGGAACCGGUCUAUACGAUUAACAAGCCAGACAUGUCGGAUGCCAGAAAAGAACGAUUGGAAGAAUUUGCUGAGGCCUUCUUGGAAGUAUCUGUCUUUGACGUUGCAGAAGUUUGGAUUCCUGUUGGUGGUGACUCUGAUUACUUGGCACAAGUGACAUCGGUCACCAGCACCGACUCGAAUCCCAUUUUGAAUCAAUUCGUGCAGCAAACGGAAAAAAUCAUGGUAAAAUCAUGGUCUGGAGCUGUUGGUAGAGCCUUUGCGACUGGAAAUCCUGUUUGGAACGCCGAUCAAAACACAUUUGCGGACGGAGGGAGGAAAAAAUUCUUCAAUCAAGUGAUGCUAGAAACUGCUUUAGCGGUCCCUGUGUUUCAGGGAAAGUCACCAAAACCUUCUUUUGUAUUCGCUUGCUACGCGUUUGUUCGAUCGGAAACUGUUCCAUUUGUAUUGAAAUUUGUCCAGCAAGCCUUGGGUUUGCUUUGGAAAGGUUUGGAUAAAAUUCAACCUCACGCGGCUAUUGAGGAUAGACUGUGGAAAGAUGUGGAGCCCGCUGAUCUUGGGGAAAUGGCGGCGGAUAUUGAAAUGCACCAGCAUUUCUUGGAAAAGAAACGACCGCAUGAGGAAAUUAAUCAAGUUGGUACCAAUAACAAUUCGAGAAUGGGUUUUGCUUCUAUGGGAUCGGCAUCAGGCUCUGCAGCAGCAGUGAAUUCUAUUUACACUGGUGAUGCGACAUCUCCAACAUUGGAACCGCUUGAUGACUCAACAAUGGAACCAAUUGAAGUCUCCUAUCAACCUCGGGCUUCAGCAGCACCUCAACAAAUGCAGUUCCAACCCUUCCAAGUGAACAUGCCAAAUUCGAACAAUCAUGUUGGGGGUGGGCAGUCAAGUCGCCAGCAUAACUAUCAAGAUGUUUUCCCUCAUGAACAACAACGUGCUGUCAAGCGUCCUCGACCAAUGUCAAGCCAGGGAAUUCAGAUCCAGCCUUUGAAUAGCUCACCGAGACUGGCGAAUACGACUGCUUCACCACUCAUGAGUCCGAUGCCGCUUCCCUCUCAAGCUAUUGUCUUUUUUUCUUCGAAUCAUAACUCACGGCCGAUGCAACAACAACAACAACAACAACAGCAGCAGCAGCAACAGCAGCAACAUCUCCACCAUCACCAACAACAACACCAACAACAAAAUUAUCAAAAUCAGUAUUCCAAUCAAGGGAUGAGUUCAAUACCACAACGGAUGCAGCAACAACAGCCGCAACAAUUCCAGUUCUCGAAUCAAGGCCAAAGUACUGUUUCAAUCACCCAGCUACCUGACCAAGCUUCAGACCUAGCCCAGAACUUUGCUGCUUCCUACCAACAACAAAACGAUCAGAUCGAUCCAACACCGUUGCCAGCUCAGAACAACAUGUCCAACAUAUCGGCUAUCCCUACGAAUCAAAUUAGUGCUUCAGGCAUUUCAUUUGCGCUUCCGCCAAAGGCGGCAUCCAACGGCAUUUCAUUUCAAAAUUCAAUUCCUGCUGGGUCCAACGUUGUUGGCAUGCAAUUCUGCAUGCCUACCAUGGGACAAUCUAUGGCUCCCGCUCCUGCACCAUCUGGAAAGCCCUGUCGAAUCAAGGGAUGCAGCGAACCUGCCGUUACUAGAAAACCAUACUGUGCUCGUCACGUAGGCAACCGAAUGUGUGAACACGCAGGUUGCAGCAAAUGCGCCCAAGGUGCGACACGUUUUUGUAUUGCCCACGGUGGAGGCCGUCGAUGUAAAUUCGAAGGUUGUGACAAGGGCGCCAGAGACAAGAACUUUUGUGCUGCCCAUGGUGGAGGAAAGCGAUGUAAAUUUGAUGGAUGCAACAAAUCCGCAGUGGGCGGUUCCAGCCUGUGUACUGCUCACGGAGGUGGUCGUCGAUGUUCUAUUGCUGGUUGUAACAAAUCGGCUCAAUCUUCCACCAAGUUUUGCGUCAAGCACGGCGGUGGAAAGAAAUGUAUCUUUGGCGGUUGCCAAAAGGUAGCUCGUGGGCGUACCGAAUUUUGUGCCGCUCAUGGUGGUGGUGUCCGGUGCAAGCUCGCAGGUUGUACUCGUGUCGCCAUUGGAAAGUCGCAACUCUGCCGUGCUCAUGGCGGUGGCAAUCAUUCUCGACAAAAGGGAGGCCGUGACGACGACUCAACAUUGGGAGACGUUAUGGAUGUAGGAGGAAUGGGGUUUUGA
Cylindrotheca closterium is the source of this 3171-nucleotide messenger RNA. The record is from the annotation of a GenBank genome assembly. Lineage: Eukaryota; Bacillariophyta; Bacillariophyceae; Bacillariales; Bacillariaceae.